GUUCCGGACCAGGUCCACCAUCCAAAACGGAAGGCUCCCACCGCCGCCUGCACCCAGCCCAUACGCCGCUUCCACCGACGACGAGACCAAUGGCCGCCGCCGUCGCCUCGCUGCAAGCCACGGCGGCCGCCGUAUCCAAGCCCAGAUCUGUCCCACCAGCGGCGAGGGUCGUCGUACGAGUGGCCGCGGCGGCGGCGAGCAGGAGGAGGUCGGGCUCGUCGCGAGGCGGGCCGCUGGUGGCCCGCGCCGCCGCCGCCGCACCGUCGUCUUCUUCUUCCGCCACGGCGGAUGGGGCGGCGGGUUCCAGCUCCGGCGGUCAUGAGGUGUUGAUGUUUGAGGCUCUUCGUGAAGCCAUGAUAGAGGAGAUGACUUUGGAUCCCACAGUGUGCAUGAUUGGUGAAGAUGUUGGUGACUAUGGAGGUUCCUAUAAGGUGUCCAAAGGCUUGGCUGAGAUGUUUGGAGACCUCCGUGUUCUUGAUACUCCUAUUGCUGAGAAUUCUUUCACCGGUAUGGGAGUUGGAGCAGCAAUGAAGGGACUCAGGCCAGUGGUUGAAGGCAUGAACAUGGGUUUCCUUCUCCUUGCCUACAAUCAGAUCUCAAACAACUGUGGCAUGCUUCACUAUACCUCUGGUGGUCAGUUCAAGAUCCCAAUUGUGAUACGAGGCCCUGGUGGUGUUGGCCGUCAGCUUGGUGCGGAGCACUCACAACGUCUCGAGUCAUACUUCCAGUCAAUUCCAGGCCUUCAAAUGGUUGCUUGCUCUACUCCUUACAAUGCUAAGGGCCUUCUAAAGGCUGCCAUAAGAAGCGAGAACCCUGUAGUGGUGUUCGAGCAUGUGCUUCUAUACAACCUGAAGGAGAAAAUCCCUGAUGAGGAAUACAUCUGCUGCUUAGAGGAGGCUGAGAUGGUGCGUCCAGGUUCGCAGGUGACCAUCCUGACAUACUCUCGCAUGAGGUAUCAUGUGAUGCAGGCCGCCAAGACAUUGGUGAACAAGGGGUAUGAUCCAGAGGUCAUCGACAUCCGGUCGUUGAAGCCAUUCGAUCUGCACACCAUAGGAAAGUCCAUCAAGAAGACCCACCGGGUGCUGGUUGUGGAGGAGUGCAUGCGGACAGGCGGUAUCGGCGCCAGCCUGAGGUCUGCCAUCAUUGACAACUUCUGGGAUGACCUAGAUGCUCCUCCCACAUGCUUGUCAUCGCAGGAUGUGCCGACCCCCUAUGCUGCGACUCUGGAGGACGCGACUGUCGUGCAGCCUGCCCAGAUUGUGGCUGCUGUUGAGCAGAUCUGUCAAUAAUAGGAAUGCGAAACAAGCUCUUGGGUUACAUGCAUGUUCAGUGGUUCAUAAACACUGCUUCCUCUUCGUUUUGUCACGUGGUGACCUUCAUUGUAUUCUAUUUGCGACAACACUGAACUAUAGUAGUAUAUAUUCUUUGUCGGCCCAUUUGUUCAUUCUAUAAACUGAUGCUCCACAGUUCUUGCACUACAUCAUCUCAGAGGUUUGAUGAUCUGUGUUGGCUGGUGGAGGACUUCUCUUGCU
Brachypodium distachyon (stiff brome) is the source of this 1532-nucleotide messenger RNA. Its product is annotated as pyruvate dehydrogenase E1 component subunit beta-3, chloroplastic. Gene Ontology annotation, biological process: pyruvate decarboxylation to acetyl-CoA. The coding region runs from base 90 to 1289 and encodes 399 amino acids. Gene Ontology annotation, molecular function: pyruvate dehydrogenase (acetyl-transferring) activity. The record is from RefSeq and is a predicted model, not a curated record. Lineage: Eukaryota; Viridiplantae; Streptophyta; Magnoliopsida; Poales; Poaceae. The transcript is spliced from 4 exons.